CUCCACAUGUGCCGUGUAUUAUGUAAGGCAACGCUAUCGUACAGUGUUAGUCGGUUUGAUCAUUUUAGCUAACGAACCAACUAACGCAGAUACACCGAGCCACAAAAAGAAUGUUAUUACUGGUGAUAUUCUUUGCUGGAAUCACAGCAGUCUUGAAUGAUGAUGAAAAAAUCAUGGAUGUAGGAAAAUGUAAAGAUAUUGAUGACCAAGAGCUGAUGGAUAUUGAUCCUUAUGCUGCUGCGUUCCUUUCGAAACCAAGUACGUGGGCAGUCAAGUUUACCACUAUCACCAAAGAAAGAUCAAUGGGUCUCAAUUCAAUGGUGUUCAAAGUUGAAAGGGAAGAUGAGAUAAAAACUUACCUAAAAUUCGAGUGGCAGUUAUUAGGUGGGAAAGGUGGGCCUGGUCAAAAUUCCCAGCAAGAGUUAGAGACAGAACAUUAUCUACAUUAUCUUAGGACAGCCUUAUCUUACGCAGGUCCAGAUGGUCAGGUUGCCACAAUCAAAAUGAGGUAUUAUUUCCUGAAAACGGGUACACUAAAUCUCCAGAGACAUGGAAAUCCAAAGGAAUACGAAUACGUUUACAUCUACAAAUGCACCGAAGAUGAUCGUGUUGGAAAACCUAACAUCGACGCUCGAUAUGUCAUCUUUAGCGAAGGCGAUGUAAGUACAGAAGAGGUUAAAGACGUGGCCAAGGUGGAUGAAGAUUUAAUGCAAAGAUUUGGAUUCUCCAAGAAACUGGUGUUUGUAACAUAGGCUCGUACAUAUCCCAAAGCAAAUUACUCAUAUUUUGUGUAAAAAUAUGGUUGUAAAAUAAAUAAUUGUAUGAAA
This is a messenger RNA of Macrosteles quadrilineatus (aster leafhopper), 827 nucleotides long. RefSeq lists its product as uncharacterized. The transcript has 6 exons. NCBI's taxonomy places the organism in Eukaryota, Metazoa, Arthropoda, Insecta, Hemiptera, Cicadellidae. The record is from RefSeq and is a predicted model, not a curated record. The coding region runs from base 111 to 752 and encodes 213 amino acids.